GGUCGGUAUAUUUAUAGGUAGGUAGACUCUGAUAUAUAGGCCUAGACGCAGGGAGCCAGCGGGACCUGCAUUCUGCUUCCUGAGGCUGCAGGACGUAUUUUCGAUGCAAUGCAGCAGCCAUGAAUGCGUUGCAAUUUCGCUUUGCAGAAAGCGAUUGGGUAACCGUACUGGGCCCUCACUGUCAGUCACUUGGGCGAAAGCGAUGAGUUGGAGCUGGAGCUUAUACCAAGAAGCCGAAAGAGGUUGCCAUCCAACAAGAAAGAAAACCAUAAACGCAACACCAGACCCAAGUGGCCGCUUCUUCUGAGCUGCAACAGAGACAGACUUUCACUCUCUCCGACUUCCGGUGAUUCAUUCUCAUUGGCUCAUUGAAGCGGGCGGUCGGCCGGAAGCAGUCGUGGCACAAUGGCCUCAACGUAUCCGCCGCCGCCGCCCUACUUUAAAUUGUUCAGCGACGGGUAUAAAGGCGAGCAGAUUCUGCCACCACCCCCGCUGGACGGAACUUUCACAAUGUUUGGCCAGACAUACUCGACUGAGGAUCAGCUUCCAAAUCUGGAACAGCAGGGGAUUCGGCAACUCUACCCAAAACAUAGCGACAUUGACAUCCCCGCGGAGCUGCGCAAGCUGAACCGCGAGCUGGUCUUCACGUACCUUGAGCUGGUGGACGUGCUGGCGGAGCGGCCGUCGCAGUACGCGCGCAGGGUGGAGGACAUUGGGCUCAUCCUCAAGAACAUGCACCACCUGCUCAACCUGCUGCGCCCGCACCAGGCGCAAGCAACAGUUCUGCACGCGUUAGAGGAACAAGUCAGGCGGCGGAAAGAAGCGCUUGCCACUAUCAGAAAACAGAGACAGGAGAUGGCCGCAGCUCUUGCGGAGGGGGCAUCGCUUCUGGCAGAAGCAAACCAGGAGCUUUUGCAGAAGAUAGGUGCAAGCAACCAACCGGAAGGACUGCGGUAAAAUACAAGAACUUCCAGUCUUCAAGUUAGGCGUCUGCUAACGCGGGUGACUGGAGGGUUAGUAGACACCUUUCAGCGGAUAAGUGCUUCUUUUCCACAUACGACACUCGGGCCAAGCAAUAAGCGCUACCGUACCCCACGCUGUUAUAUAUGAGAGAGAUGCAGGAAGGAAGCAGUGAGCUCUAUAUCGAGGGGCUGGAGCUCUUGUGGGGCCGGGCUCCUGAAGAAGUACGGCACGGUGGAAAGUGACGUUGCUGUAAUUGAGGAACUGCGUUUAGGUCCACUACGACCCUUACCCACAGUGCCACCCCAGUGUGCGACACCGAGGCUCCUAAUAUGGAUAGAUGUCACCUGCGUCACGCAAGGGCUUGCCUUGCUACGCUUGGUGUUUCAUCACUAGGUCAGGCGCCCGAUCAUGGGAGCCUCCUCGAUUGCAGGUCACACAUAUGCUGUUUGCAAUAUGCGUGGCCGUGCCGCUGCCUGUUCAAUCUUCUUAAAGUUCCACAAACGGUACAUUGGAAUUGAGACUAGGUAUCAGUUGCCAGAGCUCAUCGUGUUAUAGAACAUGGCGGGGGGCUGCAAUUGCGUCAGAGUCGGAUGCAGAGUCUGAUCCCCUUUCUAACCAUACGCACGCAAGCAGACUGCAGGCAUGCGAGUCUCUCUAAGUUAGGGCCAAACAAUCUGCUAUCACUCAUACCCCCACCGAUUCAAAGUGAUGUUGGAAUGCGCUGCAUCACUUAUCCAUCAAAUACGAACUCCUUGUGUAGUGAACAGCUAA
Klebsormidium nitens is the source of this 1734-nucleotide messenger RNA. The record is from the annotation of a GenBank genome assembly. Lineage: Eukaryota; Viridiplantae; Streptophyta; Klebsormidiophyceae; Klebsormidiales; Klebsormidiaceae.